CAAAAUGAAAGUGUUGCUUUUAGUUUCUCUGCUCUCUGUGGCUAUUGCCUCCGCAGACAACAGCACCGAGGUGCCUGAUGAGUUGGACGCACUUCCCGACAGCAUAAUUACCAAUGGCUAUCAGGCAGCUCGGGGCCAAGCUCCCUACAUUGUGUUUCUAUCUUUUGGCAACUCGUUCUGUGGCGGCACAAUUAUUGGACCCACCUGGGUGGUGACUGCAUCCCACUGCACAAAGCCCUACAAUUCGGUGACCAUCUACUACGGUUCUCUAAGACGUGCUCAGGGUGAAGUUGUGCACACUGUGCGGGGCAACAAUAUCAUCAACCACCCGAGCGAUGAUAUCGCCUUGAUACGCACUCCGCGUGUCAACUUCAACAACAAUAUCAGAAGCAUUCGACUUCCUCCUCAAAGUGAACGCAAUAAUGAAUAUGUAGGAGUAACUGGGUUGGCUUGUGGCUGGGGAGAAACAACCUCAACGAGCACACCCAACAGGCUGCAGUGCGUCAACUUGCAGGUGAUCAGCCAUGAAGAGUGUCGUCGCACUUACAGUUCGGAUUGGGCAAAGCCUCAAGUACUUUGUGUGGCAACUCCUGGCGGCAAAUCGACUUGUUUCGGCGACUCAGGUGGCCCUUUGACUGCCGAAAACAAUCAAAUUUUGAUUGGAGUCACCAACUUUGUCUCCGCCAGAGGCUGCACAUCUGGAGAUCCAUCCGGAUUUGCUCGUGUCACUAGCCAUCUGGACUGGAUAAAUCAACAUACUGGCAUUUCGUAUUGAUUUCUUUACCUUUUUAACUAUACUACUUAUUUUUUUUAUAACUUGUCUAAUAUGCAGACCAAAUAAAACAUAUUUUCAUGAGCAUUUAAAAUUAA
Drosophila nasuta is the source of this 870-nucleotide messenger RNA. Its product is annotated as serine protease 1-like. The transcript has a single exon. Gene Ontology annotation, molecular function: serine-type endopeptidase activity. The record is from RefSeq and is a predicted model, not a curated record. NCBI's taxonomy places the organism in Eukaryota, Metazoa, Arthropoda, Insecta, Diptera, Drosophilidae. The coding region runs from base 5 to 775 and encodes 256 amino acids. Gene Ontology annotation, biological process: proteolysis.